Messenger RNA from Marchantia polymorpha subsp. ruderalis, 3480 nucleotides. The record is from the annotation of a GenBank genome assembly. Lineage: Eukaryota; Viridiplantae; Streptophyta; Marchantiopsida; Marchantiales; Marchantiaceae.
CAGGAGAUGGAGUGUCUGGGGACCUCGAGCGUUUGAUGGCGACCUUUCUGUCCAGCUCCACGAAUAGUGCGGUCGGCCAAAGCACCACGAUGAGCGCUCUUGCGUUUCCGGGGAUCGGUUGCUGCUGAGCUCUCGAGGGUUUGGAGCAAAUCGAUGCCCUUUUAAUUCUGGAUUGGAAACGGUGAUCGAGCACGAGGACGAGCAGUUUCGGUCGUUGUUGUGCAGUGAAGGAACGAAUUGAUUCGAAGCAAAAGAAAUUGACGAAAAUUUGGUGGGAAAGAAAGAAAGGCUGGAUCGCGAAGUCGAGCGAAGUGGUGGUGCGUGUUGUGUAAGGAUCUGACGAAUAUAGGGGCUCCUGCGUACUAUUUGGAAUUCUUUUUCCGGACGUGAAGCACGGAAUUGAGAAAAGUUGGACGAAUUUAGCGAUUGUACUGUUCGCCCGUCCGUGGAAUUUGCUGUGAGAGGAGUCUUUCUCCCUGUGGUAUUCGAGCCGGAGUCGUAGGGUUGUGCGGACUGGACUGCGGGACGGCCCUUGUCUCAGUUUGUUCGAGUGUAAUUUGCGUCGCACAGGGAGGUUUGAGAGAGUCUUGGAACAGGGUUAGGUCAGUGGUUUCAGCGAGGGAAAGUUUGCGGAGGAGGUGGGAUUUCGUUGCAGGGAACUUGUGAAAGGUUUUGAAUCUCUACUGGAAGUCGACAACGACAAGGGGCGAGCCAAUGUUGUAGUCUUGAAUUUCUUGGGAGGGAGGAAGGGAGCGAUGUCGCUUCCGCUUACCCGUCGUCAAAGGAAUGUUCUAAUUGCUUGCGCUGCCGUCGGUGCGGGGGGCUACAUUUCUUAUAGAAUUUAUACGUCUCCUGCUGUCGCACGGAAACGACGGCAAUUGUUUUUGUUUUUCGAGUCGCUUUCUUCGUUGCUUGAAGUCACUGCAAAGGGAGGCGACUGCGCUGGUUUAUUGUGGACAGAUUUCCACAACUUUCUUCUCACCGACAAGGAUGAGGUGCCCCAGAGUCUGAAGCAAUUACUGAAAGUUGGCCAAACACGAGAGUUUCAACUUUCUGUAGCGGCUCUAUGUCGUUCUGUGACACAGGGGGUGGUAAGUUCGCUGGCGAGAAGUGGCCCUUCUCUGUCCGAUGGCACCGAGUACGGUUCUGCCUUAUACGAAGAGCUUUCGUUCAGGAAAGAUGGUUUGCGCAAGACAGGGAAGACAUCCGGUGAGCUAGGUUACAGAGAUUCGCGGCAUUCUUGGAAAGACAGGAGAUUACGAUUGUCGGGUGAAACCGAUGGCUCGCAGUACAAGGAGGCGUAUGAAGAUGAUGAUGGCAAGUUCGAUGGUGCUGUCAAGAAGGAUAGAAUGGAAAGAAGCGAUAGCGCGUCGCGAUUUGAUGUCGAAGACGACGAAGAUGACGUAGGAAGGUAUUCUGCGUGGAUGACUUCAAGAAACUAUUACAGAGCAGAAAGUGCUGCGGACGGUGGAAAAGGAAAGAGCAGGUCCCAAGGUGAUAGAAGACUAAAGGGCGAAGGGAAAGCAGAAGGGCUACCUGAGCGUCUGGUAGGCAAGCUUUUUACGGAGGCUGGCAAAGGCUUUGCCUCCGCGGUAGUUGCGAGUGCUGCUAGAAGUAUCGUGCUGUCUGUGCUGCAAGGUAUGGAAGAGAAGAAAUCGCAAGACAGAAAACCACAGGUUUGGAGCUCCUCCGAUUGGUCUCCGGAAGCAUGGAAGGAGGACUCGGUGGAGAAACCGGUGUCGAAGGAUGGGAUUAUCCCGGAUUCGCCCAGGAAACCGGUCUUCAGUGAACCUGCUUCCGGCCACAGCAUGCAGGACAAUUUGAUAGACUUUGCAUCCAGUAGCAAAGGGAAGGCUUUAAUCGCCGAUUGCAUUGAGACCUUCAUAGGAACGGCAGUCUCCGUUUAUCUGGCAAAGACACGAGAUGUCAACUUUUAUGAAGAUAUGAUUGCUAGUGUAGUUAAACCUUCUCAUCGGGUGCCAGUGAAAGAGCUUCUUACUUCAGUAUGCAAUGGAGCGGUGGAGACUUUGAUCCGAACUUCCCACGAUGUUAUGUCUGCCGGUUCCUCCGGGUCCUCUCAAAGUGAACCUGAGUGUUCCGUUGUUGAAAUUGACAGUCCCCUCUCCAGCGGAAAACCGAUGUUUGCUUUGGACAGUGCUGGCUUCUCCUCAGAUUCAGCUCAUCCUCGACGUGGCGAUGAUGGAAAUGGCAGAGGCGAAGGACAGGCUGAUAAUGCCGAUCCUGCAGCUUCUGCUCCUUGUACUCCAGAAAAUAGUGAAACCCAGAGCUUGGCCAUGUCUGGCCUGAAGGGUGUAAACAUUUCUUUUGAUCAAACUCCGCAAGUUGACAAAGUUUUGAGAGUGGACUCCGACAAGUCGCAACAGGUCACGUUGGUGCCCGGUCGUGAGAACAACGGAAAGUCUGCUGUAAAGGCCGACAAGGCGGCAGUGGGUUCCAAAAAUUGGGUUGAUGGGAUUUCUCGGACCUUGGCAGUACCGAGCAAUCGUGCUCUGGUUUUGGAUGUAGCUGGAACCAUGACUCACGAAGCAGUUCGCUCAGCAAUUGAAGUGGUUGCCGAGAAGGUAUCGCAUCCUUUUAGAAGCAAAAAGAAAGAAGUUCCAAAAGAUGAAAAGCCUUCGACUUCGACAGUUGUGAAGAUCGUUACAAAGACAGGAGACUUGGCCAUAGCUACUGCAUCUAAAGCUAUGGUUGUCAUGACAAUGUGUCUAGCUCUUUGUUUGCACACACUUGUCGGACCCGCACGAUAUGCCCAAUCCCUAUGACCAUACUCAUUGGGCUUUCGGUGUGUUGUUGCUAUUGGACGAACUACUCUCACGGGGAGCACUGUGUGGUAGUCGGAGCUUCAGGCCUGGAGGUAAGCUCGUAGGACCGGAAGAGCCUUUUAUAUUUCUGCUCAUUGGCUUAUGAGCAACCUGAACUGUAUCGGACUUUAGAGAUAUACCAGUGUGGUAGAACAUUCUUGCCGCGUAGUUAGUUAUUGUAUAGUGUUACAUCUUGUGCAAACUGUAAACAGGUGGGGAACUUACUUCACACCGAUGUUAGUUACGAUUUCAUAUACAUUGGAAUCAACAUAAACGCGGAGAUUCUCUUCAGAUCAAAUCUCUAGCUUCUGUUAACUCGAAUUUACAGUCAGGACAGGACGAAUCUUGUCAUGUGCACGUGAUAGCUUUUUCUUUAUCCUCACGUGAUAUGACUCCGAUGAUCCUCAAACUGCUCAAGCUUCCUGGACUGGACAAUUUAAAGUGCAGGGCUCGUAAGUAAUAAUUUGCUCACUAUCUUCGAGCAUUUAGUCACGUUUCUACUCUCGACCACCAAGUUUUGCAAGGCAUGUGUUUUGGAUAUUAUCUGUAUAUAUCGGUUUGUUUUAUGACUUCUCCGGUGGUCUUACUGAGCACUGGACCUGGGAGAUCUCUCACAAAGGAUCCACGGGAUUUUUCGUUCUACACGCUUGAAUUUGUU